AUGGCCGCAUCAGAGGUGGAAGCAGCAAUGACUGCUUUUGCUGCCACUACGUCAAAUGUAUAUAUGGGGAUUUCGUUUGAAAAUAUAAAAGGGUUGGUGCUAGCUUUGUCUUCCAGCUUCUUCAUUGGCACCAAUUUUAUUGUUAAGAAGAAAGGCUUAAAGAAAGCCAUAUGGGUGUUCAUCAAGUUUCGCUGGGAUCUUAGACAAUUCAACUCAACAGCCCCUGAAUUUCCAUGGGCUUCCCUCCUUAGUUUGCUCAAUAUCUCAUCUUCCCAGAAGGCCAAUUUGGUUGUACAGUGGAGAUUGGAGAAAUUGACUGACCAAAGUGAGAAAAAUCAUGAUUGUUACUCGGAAUUGAUUUCUUUAUGUGGUAAUUUACUUACGGCGUUAAGCUUAUUUGAAAUAAUGGAGAACUCAGAGAGCUAUAAACCCGAUUCUGAUACUUACAAUGCUUUCAUGUCGUGGUAUGCAAACUCGGGGAACAAGAAGGCAACUGAAGCUUGGUACUCGUCCAAAAGGGCAUCUGGAUUCUCCCCAGAUCUUUGUGCAUAUGAUUUUCUCAUAUUGAGUUGUACCAAAUCACGGAAUUUUAGUGAUGCAGAAAGAUAUUACGAAGAAAUGAUGUUAGCGGGAUUAAUGCCUAAUGUAUCUAUACUGCAGAAUAUGAUCCUGGUGUACUGCGAGCAGAGAAAUUCCGGUAAAGUGAAAGAACUUUUGCGAAUUAUAAUCGAAGGGGGUUGUAGGACUAAUAAACAGAUGGCGAAAAAGGUUGUGGAAUUUUUUCACGGUUUUGGAACGGUAGAAGAUAUGGAGGAGUUACUGGUAACUUACCCAAAAUCCGAGCAAGUUUUGGAAAUUCAUUCGAUGGUACAUAGCUCCUUUAUAAGAAUGUAUGCUAAGGCAGACAGAUUGGAUGACGUAGAGUACUCGGUCGGGAGGAUGUUAAAAGACGGAAUAUCGUUUAGCUCUCCGGAUGAUGUUGAAAAGGUAAUAUGUUGCUAUUUCAGAAAGGGAGAUCAUGAUAGGCUAGACGUGUUUUUAGAAUAUAUAAAAGGUUCUUACAAGUUUACAAGAUCGAUUUACGAUUUGUUGGUUGCUGGCUAUCGAAGGGCAGGAUUAUUGGAGAAAUUGAAUUCAGUAGUGGAUGAGAUGAAGCAGGCUGGUUUCGCAUAG
Molecule: messenger RNA, 1173 nt
Organism: Fraxinus pennsylvanica
Lineage: Eukaryota; Viridiplantae; Streptophyta; Magnoliopsida; Lamiales; Oleaceae
Source: the annotation of a GenBank genome assembly